Messenger RNA from Galendromus occidentalis (western predatory mite), 1971 nucleotides. It is a transcript of the gene Srp72, whose product is annotated as signal recognition particle 72. Gene Ontology annotation, molecular function: 7S RNA binding; ribosome binding; protein binding. The coding region runs from base 1 to 1971 and encodes 656 amino acids. Lineage: Eukaryota; Metazoa; Arthropoda; Arachnida; Mesostigmata; Phytoseiidae. Gene Ontology annotation, biological process: SRP-dependent cotranslational protein targeting to membrane. The record is from RefSeq and is a predicted model, not a curated record. The transcript has 10 exons. Gene Ontology annotation, cellular component: signal recognition particle, endoplasmic reticulum targeting.
AUGGCGACUCCGGAGUCGAAUCCUCUGACUCCACUCUUCCAGGAUCUGAACAAGUUCAUCAAGAUCAGCGAUUUUGAGAAAGCGCAGAAAGUCGCUAACAAAAUCUUGACUCAUCCAAACGGCGGGUACACAAAUCAAAAGGCGAUUCUCUGCAAGAUCGUCUGUCUUGUCCAACUCGGCCGUUUCGAGGAUGCCCACGAGUUUAUCUUGAGAAAUGAGGACAACAUCACGGAAAACAUCUCGUUUGAACGUGCGUACGUCUUGUAUCGCACAGGUCGUCCGGAACAAGCUCUGGAACUCUUGGACAAAUCCGGAAACGAUGAUCUCCGAACGAAGGAGCUACGCGGUCAGCUCUACUAUCGUCUCGAGCGCUAUCGCGAGGCUUACGAUGUAUACCGCGAUCUUGUGAAGAAUUCGGCCGAUGAAUUCGAUCAAGAGCGGGCCACGAACUUGGCCGCUUGCAUAGCUGGCCUCACAGCGGUGGAUGGCCUUCCGAAGGGAGCACCGAAAUUGCCGGAGACCACCUACGAGCUCUUAUACAACAAGGCGGCUGUUCGUGUAGCGCAAGGCGAAUUCAAGGAAGCUCUGAGCUUACUGAAGAAGUCCGAAGAACUCUGCCGGAAAACGUUGAGCGAGGAGGAGGCCUCAGAAGAGGAACUCAAUGACGAAGUCUCAGUUAUCUUAGCCCAAAUAGGCUACGUAAACCAGAUGAUGGGUAUACCUGAAGCUGCCAACAAAUAUUACAAUCAAGUCCUCAGGAACAAGCCUUCCGAUGUCGCCGUGCUGGCCGUCGCGUCAAACAACAUCAUUUCCCUGAACAAGGAACAGAAUAUCUUUGAUUCGAAGAAAAAGAUCAAGGCUUGCAUUGCGGAUGGCAUCGAAAGCAAGCUCACCAAAAGUCAACGGAAGAGCAUCGCAUUGAAUAACGUGCUGCUCAACUACUAUGGCCACUCUUCGUCGGAGCUCUGUUGGCGCCUGAUGAAGAACUUGGAGGAAUUGUCUUCUCCCGAAGAAGCUGGGAUCGUUCUGCUGAAAGCGGCCCUCUUCGUGAAAGACAAACAGCUCCCCAAGGCGUGCGAGGCCCUCAAAUCCUUCGGUGAAAAGUACAAGAGCGAGAGUUUGGCAACGAGCCUGGCGUGUGCCCAGAUAUAUCUCAGCAACAAACAAAUCGAGAAAGCUGCCGAAACGCUCGAAAACCUCGGCGAUGCGACCUUCACUGCCGGUGUGUUGUCCGCUCUAAUUUCCUUGCACAGGAAGCUGAAAGACGAUGAGAAAGCUGCCCGGCUUUUCAAAAGAGCGAUUCAGCACCAUAAGAAGAACAACCCGAAAUCCGAGCUCUUGCAAUCCCUAAUCCGGAAGUCGGCUCAAUACUUUCUAAGAUUGGGCAAGCAAAAGGAGGCUGCAGCUCUGCUUCAAGAACAAAGACAAAGCGAUCCUCACAACGCCAAACUCUUGGCGCAGUUGGUCGCGGCCUACUCGACGUUUGAUCCAGAGAAGGCUAGAGAGGUUGCCAAGGACCUCCCGAAUGUUGAAGUCAUUGCUUCUCAAGUUGACGUGGCUUCUCUGGAAGCGACGAACUGGGUGAUGGGAACGCGACACGUGAAAAAAGUCGUGGCCUCACCAGCUUCGAAAGAUAGUCCCCAGUCCGGCGAUCCGACCAAGAAGGAAACGGCCCAGAAGAAAAAGAAGAAGAAGGGAAAACUCCCCAAAAACUACGAUCCGAACGUACAACCAGAUCCCGAACGUUGGCUGCCCAGAUGGGAGCGUUCGACCUUCAAAAAGCGGGGCAAGCGUGCGAGAGAAGCAGCCAUCGGCAAGGGACCUCAGGGAGCGGUCGGAAACACCGCCGACCUGGACGCCAGCAACAGGCCAACCCAAGCGGUCGAGGAAAACAUAACGCCUCGCAUGAAAGCGCAGAAGAAACUUGGUAAACCUCAACAGCGCAAGAAAAAAGGCAAAGGGAAAUGGUGA